AUGUAUCAGAUAAUUGCCAGACGGCUGGAGAGGAGUAAUCGAAAGGAUGCACACGAGUUGGAAGAGGAUGAGGAGAUUGAUGUGAUUUCAAACGAUGAGAAUUCUAGACUUUCACAGGGUACUAAUAUUAGUGCAUGUAGUUCAUCUCAAGUUAUGGAUCUUUCGGUCUCAUCACAAGCGUCUUGCUCGUCCUUUGCGCGCCCAACACUAAGCAGAAAUUCUUCUCUCAUCAAGUUGAGCCGUAAGCAGAGCAUGGGUGGGUCAGCAACAGAGGAUAAUGAAAGCGAAGAUGGUGAAGGAGCAUCCAGAAAGGAGAAAUCUCUAGGCUUAUUGUGCAAAAAAUUUCUUAGUGCUAUGGGUGAAGAAGCUAAAAGCGGCAAAGAUGUGCACUUAGAGUCAGUUGCCAAAAAAAUGAAAGCUAUGAGCAAAACCAAUAAGAGCUAUUAUAGAUGGCAUGGUCUUGGAGAACUGCCUCAGUUAAUGGCUUUUUUGCAGCAACAAGCAGAAGAGGAAAAUCUUUUGAAUAGGAUUCGCCGAGUGGAACAAGCGAUGUGUAGUUUUACUGAACUGUCUAGUAACAGUAAGCGGUCGAAUGGUGACAUCGUUGGUACGUUGGUCAGCAGCAGAACAGGAGCACGCAGUGAGUCGUCUGAAAAUCUCGCUACGGCACAAUCAGAUGUGCAUGGUUGUAACAGUCCUCCUAGUCUUCCGAAGACUAAUAGUGCUAGGGAUCGAAAUAGCAAGAACUCUCUAGCGCAGCUUUGUAGACGUUUUUUGAUGGUGCUGCUGUGCAACCCGAAGGAUAUGCGGCGAGUUAGUUUGGAUGUUGCAAGUACGGUGCUGAUAAAAGACCCAGAAAGUGAGGGCUUUGAGCCACCUAGCAGAAGUCGUUGUCGGAGGCUUUAUGAUAUUGCCAACGUUCUUGUGGCCAUGGGUAUCAUUAAAAAAGUACAUUAUCUUUUUGGGACAAAAAAAAUUCCUUUAUUUGUUUAUUCCGGGCCGGAGCCGGAAGCAGAUGCAAACUGUUUUUUGGAAAAGGAUGGAAAUAAAGAGAAUUUGGUUAGACGAGCUGCGGCAGAGGGAGGUGAAGGAAGUUCAGAAAUUCCGAGAAAGCGUCCCAGUUAUGUUGACCUAAGGGGUUCUAACAAUAUAGCGCAGAAGUCAGAGAAGAGUUUUGUGAAACAGAAAUCAGACCUCGAUUUACUGGCAGUUGCUUCAGAGCAAAGAAGGAAAGAAUUUAUUGAGACUGAAAAAGUUUCCCAAAAAGCUCGUGAAUUUGAAGAUGAAAAUACUGCUCCAUUAAAUCAGGCAGUAAAAAUGGUGCGGAUGUCUUCUGGCACCGUUAUUGUGAAACCAGAACCGAAAAAGCUGGUAAAGCCUGAAACUUGUUCUUCUGCAGUGGAGGUGACUGAAAGUUCUCCAGAGCGUGGAAAGCGAGUCAUUUUGAAGUCGUCAGAGAACUGUCAUCUAUUCGAUCCCAAACAACCACAUGCUUUUCAGAAAAUUGAACAGUUCCAUCCCAGCUUAAAUUUUGGUUAUUUGCCUGGUUCACCUCUUCUUACUAAUCUGAAUCUCCGGCAAACUAAUUGUCAAUCGUUAGGAAUCCUAUCAAAUUAUCCUGCUGUACAGGCUUUUGCAUCUGCGUAUUCUGUAAAUGCGUUACUUGCGGCACCUGUUACUGCGUCUGCAAACCGAACACAGCCCUACACUGUCUUACAGCCUAAACGUACUGAAGGUGGAAUAUCGUAUGUUUUCAAAAAUUCUUCUGUUUAG
Messenger RNA from Enterobius vermicularis (human pinworm), 1773 nucleotides. NCBI's taxonomy places the organism in Eukaryota, Metazoa, Nematoda, Chromadorea, Rhabditida, Oxyuridae. The record is from the annotation of a GenBank genome assembly.